Penicillium arizonense is the source of this 330-nucleotide messenger RNA. RefSeq lists its product as uncharacterized. The coding region runs from base 1 to 330 and encodes 109 amino acids. NCBI's taxonomy places the organism in Eukaryota, Fungi, Ascomycota, Eurotiomycetes, Eurotiales, Aspergillaceae. The record is from RefSeq and is a predicted model, not a curated record. The transcript has a single exon.
AUGGCGCCCCGCGUUAGAGGUCGUGCUCGUGGUAAGGCCCCGCUAGUACUAGCUCCUCCUUCUCGUUCGCCCUCUCUAUCUAAUAUUGAGAGUGCGAUCUCUAUUUCGGACGACGAUGAUAAUAAUAAUGAUAAGGAGGACGAAACCUCUAGUGUACCUCAAUUCUCGCUAGUAGAACGCUCGGUGAUUACUAGCUCUAAGACGCCUACUCUUAGCACUCCUAGCACUCCCACUCCUAGUAGGCCCACUUCUCUCGCUAGUCUCCGUUAUGCCCUUACCGGUAGGGUUAGGAAGAAGAACCGCCCCCUUCGCCCUAUCGCCUAUCUCUAA